AUGGAACCAAUGAUCAGGAAAUCUUCAAGGAGUAAUAAGGGGACGAAUAGGUAUUUACAGGACCGAGAGAGGGCUGAAUUGGAAUACAUGAGUAAGAAGGCCCAGCAGGCGUUGUUGGAUGUUGAUGAACCCGUAAAAGAGGUGGUCAGAUGUCUUGUCUGUGGGACCACAGACAGGAAUUACGACGAAGAAUCGGAUCCGCAUGGAGACAUGGUGCAGUGUGAUCGCUGUGACACAUGGCAGCAUAUCAGAUGUAUGACUGGGAAGGAUGAGAUGCCUGAUUCCCCAAACUAUUUUUGUGAUGUUUGCGAACCUGACAACUACCCAAAUUUGAAACAUAGCAUUGAUCCUAAACAGUAUUUGGCCAGUAAAGCGAAGGACCAAGACUGGCAAGAGGAUGACGGCGAGUCAUUUCAGGCUCCCGAAGUGACAGAAAUAAGGGCGGUAAAAAAGAGGAAAGUUCCACCCAAGAGAAAGAGUUCUAGCGAAUUGCAGGCAAUCAAAUUGCGAGAAUCAGCUACGGGAAUGUUGGAGGGCCUUUUUGCGAAGCAUAUCAUACCAGAUGUGCUGGCAACCAGCGACUUUGUAUUAUCUGAGUCCGAAACGGUUGACUCUUUGGGAGCGGAAAUGGCAAGAAAUUUGGAAGAGGAAAUCUACAAACAUUUCGAGGGGGAUGUGAAACAACAGGCUCUCUAUAGGGAAAAAGUGCGAGUCUUGUUUUCAAAUCUCAAAGAUCCUAAAAAUUAUGAACUGAAGAAGCUUGUUAUUCAACGGCAGCUGGGGCUUGAUAAGCUUGUAACGAUGCCAGUCAAUGACUUGGUCAAUCCAGACCUUCAAGAAUUUCGUGAAGCGGUCGAUACUAAGGCCAUGGAUCAACUGAUUGUGGAAAGGCCCAACAAGCCUCGGUAUCACAAAACACAUAAGGGUGAUGAACUAAUAGAGGAUCCAAUUGAAAAUGAAAAUGAACCCGAGGACAUUAUAUUUAAUAAGGAUAUAAUAGCAGCUAAGCGCAAAGACCUGAAUAAUUCGAUAGACGAAGAAGGAUCCUUCGGUGGUCAUUCUGAAGAUCCUACUCCGGAAUCAGCAAGUCAAAGUGAUGCUGCCAUUCAUCCCCAAGUAUCAAACCAUGAAAAGCUUCUCUUCGAAAUUACCGUCGAUUACUCCGAUAUUGCAUGUCACUUCAAGUCGGAAUUGUAUUAUAUUGGUUCAUCUGAGCACGUUGAGCAGAAGGUUGUCAGCGAAGUCGUGGGGGAUGCCAAGUUAAGAGUAGAGGGUCGCCUGAGCGCUGCUGAAGGCGACAAGUAUCUCAUUCAGAUGUCCAACAGUCGCAUUUUCCUCGCUUUUCGGUUGAAAGCUAAAGGCGACGAUCAAAACUUUGCCGAGUUUGACAGAUUAUUCGAGUUUUUGACAUCGAGACAAAGGUAUGGAGCUUUGGAACCCAAGAAGAGCUACGUUCGCCAUGUAUAUAUGAUUCCCUGCGAGAAUCAUGAAUACCCUGACAUUCUUGACUGCAUUUCGUCAACUGAAGGCUUCUCCAAAAAUGCCAAAAAUGUCUUUGUGAUAGCGGUUGUAAGAUCUGAUUUAAUUAAAUGA
Messenger RNA from Lachancea mirantina, 1593 nucleotides. NCBI's taxonomy places the organism in Eukaryota, Fungi, Ascomycota, Saccharomycetes, Saccharomycetales, Saccharomycetaceae. The record is from the annotation of a GenBank genome assembly.